AUGUACGCCGAGACUUACAAAAUCUUGCUUGCAAAAUCUUGCAAUAACUACUGCCUCCUAUCCCACGUGUUCCCUGCCCAGGAGUCGCCAAGAGUCCAGCUCGGACGAGAGGAUGACCUUCCACAAGACGGGACGGGACACGACCGUCGCCCGCGAGUGUUCACCGCCAACUGUGUAGUUAGAGCCAGGGUAACAGUUGGUGCUGGUGUUACUGACCCCAGUGUUACAGAUGGUGUUACUGACCCCAGUGUUACAGUUGGUGUUACUGACCCCAGUGUUACAGUUGGUGUUACUGACCCCAGUGUUACAGUUCGUGUUACUGACCCCAGUGUUACAGUUGGUGUUACUGACCCCAGUGUUAGAGAUGGUGUUACUGACCCCAGUGUUACAGUUGGUGUUACUGACCCCAGUGUUACAGUUGAUGUUACUGACCCCAGUGUUACAGAUUGUGUUACUGAUCCCAGUGUUACAGUUGGUGUUUCUGACCCCAGUGUUACAGUUGGUGCUGGUGUUACUGACCCCAGUGUUACAGUUGGUGUUACUGACCCCAGUGUUACAGUUGGUGUUACUGACCCCAGUGUUACAGUUGGUGUUACUGACCCCAGUGUUACAGAUGGUGCUGGUGUUACUGACCCCAGUGUUACAGUUGGUGUUACUGACCAAAGUGUUACAGAUGAUGGUGCUGGUGUUACUGACCCCAGUGUUACAGUUGGUGUUACUGACCUCAGUGUUACAGUUGGUGUUACUGACCCCAGUGUUACAGUUGGUGUUACUGACCCCAGUGUUACAGUUGGUGUUACUGACCCCAGUGUUACAGUUGGUGUUACUGACCCCAGUGUUACAGUUGGUGUUACUGACCCCAGUGUUACAGUUGGUGUUACUGACCCCAGUGUUACAGUUGGUGUUACUGACCCCAGUGUUACAGUUGGUGUUACUGACCCCAGUGUUACAGUUGGUGUUACUGACCCCAGUGUUACAGUUGGUGUUACUGACCCCAGUGUUACAGUUGGUGUUACUGACCCCAGUGUUACAGUUGGUGUUACUGACCCCAGUGUUACAGUUGGUGUUACUGACCCCAGUGUUACAGUUGGUGUUACUGACCCCAGUGUUACAGUUGGUGUUACUGACCCCAGUGUUACAGUUGGUGUUACUGACCCCAGUGUUACAGUUGGUGUUAGUGACCCCAGUGUUACAGUUGGUGUUACUGACCCCAGUGUUACAGUUGGUGUUAGUGACCCCAGUGUUACAGUUGGUGUUAGUGACCCCAGUGUUACAGUUGGUGUUACUGACCCCAGUGUUACAGUUGGUGUUACUGACCCCAGUGUUACAGUUGGUGUUACUGACCCCAGUGUUACAGUUGGUGUUACUGACCCCAGUGUUACAGUUGGUGUUACUGACCCCAGUGUUACAGUUGGUGUUACUGACCCCAGUGUUACAGUUGGUGUUACUGACCCCAGUGUUACAGUUGGUGUUACUGACCCCAGUGUUACAGUUGGUGUUACUGACCCCAGUGUUACAGUUGGUGUUACUGACCCCAGUGUUACAGUUGGUGUUACUGACCCAAGUGUUACAGUUGGUGUUACUGACCCCAGUGUUACAGUUGGUGUUACUGACCCCAGUGUUACAGUUGGUGUUAGUGACCCCAGUGUUACAGUUGGUGUUACUGACCCCAGUGUUACAGUUGGUGUUACUGACCCCAGUGUUACAGAUGGUGCUGGUGUUACUGACCCCAGUGUUACAGCUGGUGCUGGUGUUACUAGUUAUAGGGAUCAAGGUGCUACGUGGCGUCCUAACUACUCGUGA
Procambarus clarkii (red swamp crayfish) is the source of this 1803-nucleotide messenger RNA. RefSeq lists its product as uncharacterized. The record is from RefSeq and is a predicted model, not a curated record. Lineage: Eukaryota; Metazoa; Arthropoda; Malacostraca; Decapoda; Cambaridae.